This is a messenger RNA of Cryptomeria japonica (Japanese cedar), 2202 nucleotides long. RefSeq names its product WD40 repeat-containing protein HOS15. Gene Ontology annotation, molecular function: transcription corepressor activity; protein binding. Lineage: Eukaryota; Viridiplantae; Streptophyta; Pinopsida; Cupressales; Cupressaceae. Gene Ontology annotation, cellular component: histone deacetylase complex. The record is from RefSeq and is a predicted model, not a curated record. Bases 249 to 2030 code for a protein of 593 amino acids. The transcript has 14 exons. Gene Ontology annotation, biological process: regulation of transcription by RNA polymerase II.
ACCCAGCCUACAAACCCCCGUGAUAUAUACACAAUUGUAAAAACCCCAUGACAUAUACACACAAGCAUAUAUACACACACCCAAAAUAUACUAUCCCUCGGCUCUCGUGAUCUGGGCAUGUCUAAUUGGCAGCAUAAUCAAUUUUAAUCUCAGGAGUUUGGCCAUGAACGAUUUCCAUAGCUUUCAAUCUGCUGCGUUAAAGAAGGCAGUAUAUAUUAUUGCAGGGGAUUUUAUCUCAAGCGGCGUGGAUGGCCACGAUCACUUCUCUGGAGAUGAACUACCUGGUCUUCCGAUAUUUGCACGAGUCAGGUUUUAUUCAUGCCGCUUUUACGCUAGGGUAUGAAGCAGGCAUUCACAAAAAUCCUAUAGAUGGCAACCUUGUCCCUCCUGGUGCGCUUGUGUCCUUCGUUCAAAAAGGGUUACAAUAUUUAGAAUUGGAGGCAAACCUGACCAAUACUGGUACAGAUGUGGAUGGUGAUUUCUCUCUGUUGCAACCAUUGGAUUUGAUCACAAAAGAUGUUUACGAGUUGCGACAAAUGAUAAAAGAGAAAAGAGAAAAACUUGAGAAGGAGAAAGAGAAAGAGAAAGAGAAGGAAAAGGAAAAAGAACGAGAACGUGAACGUGAACGGGAACAUGAGCGUGAGCGUGAAAGGGAAAAAGAAAAAGAGAGAGAAAGACAAGAAAGGGAGAAAGAAAGAGAUCGAGAAAGGGAACGACUAGAAAAAGAGAGGGACCGAGAAAGAGAGAAAAAUAAGGAAAAAGAAAAGGAAAAGGAGAAGGAGAAGGAGAAGGAGAAGGAAAAGGAACAUGAGGAUUAUGCUGAGAAAGAGAAAGACCGUGAACGAGAAGAAAAAGUCAAGGUUAAAGUUGAGGAGCCUAGGGUGUUGGCAGGCCCAGAACCAAUGGAAAUUACAACUGCUACAUCUUCAUGCCCAUUUAAUGAGAUUUUAAGUUCAGAUGUUACUAUUCUGGAAGGACAUACCUCUGAGGUUUUCAUCUGUGCAUGGAGUCCAACUGGUUCGCUGCUUGCUUCAGGAUCUGGAGAUUCAACAGCUCGAAUUUGGACAAUUGCAGAUGGCCCAUGCGGAUCUUCGUUGCAGAAUACACCUCCCAAAGCUCUUGUUUUGAAACAUUUUAAGGGUAGAACAAAUGAGAAGAGUAAAGAUGUUACGACCCUCGAUUGGAAUGGAGAAGGAACAUUACUUGCAACUGGGUCUUAUGAUGGACAAGCAAGGAUUUGGAGUAAAGAUGGUGAAUUGAAGAAUACAUUUAACAAACACAGAGGGCCUAUUUUCUCUCUUAAAUGGAACAAAAAAGGAGACUGUCUUCUCAGUGGAAGUGUUGAUAAAACAGCAAUAAUUUGGGAUGCCAAAACAGCAGAAUGCAAGCAGCAAUUCGAGUUUCACUCUGCACCAACUCUUGAUGUUGAUUGGCGCAACAAUGUGUCCUUUGCCACGUGUUCAACAGACAAGAUGAUCUAUGUUUGUAAACUUGGUGAUUCUCGACCUAUUAAAACGUUUUCUGGGCAUCAGGAUGAGGUCAAUGCCAUCAAGUGGGAUCCUACUGGGUCUCUUCUUGCUUCCUGCUCUGAUGAUUGCUCUGCAAAGCUUUGGAGUGUGAAGCAGGACAAAUGUCUGCAUGAUCUCACAGGGCACAGUAAGGAAAUUUAUACUAUCAAGUGGAGUCCCACUGGUCCUGGCACUAGCAAUCCUAAUCAACAGUUGGUCUUAGCAAGUGCAUCAUUUGAUUCAACAAUUAAACUAUGGGAUGUUGAGCAAGGAAACACGUUGUGUAGCUUGACUAGUCAUUCUGAACCUGUAUAUUCAGUUGCCUUUAGCCCAAAUGGAGAAUACCUGGCAAGUGGGUCUUUUGACAAAUGUUUGCAUAUCUGGUCUGUCAAGGAUGGAAGCCUUGUCAAAACAUAUAGAGGUAGUGGUGGAAUUUUUGAAGUAUGCUGGAAUAGGGAAGGAGAUAAAGUUGCAGCUUGUUUCUCGAAUAACACAGUCUGUGUGUUGGACUUCAGGAUGUAAAUUUAAGUAAAAGAAACAAUCCAUCUGAGCAAUGUAUGCCUGCCCAAGUUAGAAAAUCUAAUUUGUUUCGUUCAUUCAACACUUAUUUUUCUGAUAGAAAAUUUGAAUCUAAUUCAUCUAUGUAUAUGUUCUUUUUGAUUUAUUAUAAUUUAUUAUAACAAGUUUUUAUUCA